AUGACUGCAGCAACGGAUUGUGUGGAGGACCUUGAAAGAAGUAUUCGAUCUCCUGCUGAUCCCAGUAAACGUUUGCAUUACUCCACUCUCACAGAUAAGCUUUCCUUUCUGGAAGAGACUGCGAAGCUGGUGUUCUCCACCCAGUGCCAGCACCGUCUUCUCCAGUGUAAGAGCCUCCACUUCUGUAAUAUACAGUGGUUCUUCAAUGACAUCCCGUACGACUCCUGGAGUUUGGGCCACAACUCCGACACCAAGUAUAAGCUAGAGCACAGCAACCAGACGCUCAACUUCCUUUCCACAGACAUCGACGCUGGAGGAAAAUACACUUGCGUGGUGUCGAACGGUGUGAGGAAUAUUAAUCGGAGUAUCAACAUGCGUAUCCAAGAGCGCCCUUGGAUCAACAAACCAAUCCCGUAUCAAUCGUCCAACGCUGUGUGCAAGGAUCAGAUGGCCGUUCUUGGAGGGAACGCCUCCUUCUUCUGCCAGUUCAAGUAUCGAUACGAUCUUCUUUUGCAGCAUAAUUGGAAAAAACUGAAUCAGACCAACGGGAUAUAUGAAAACGUGGACUUCUAUGAGAUCCAUGGCACGGAGUUCUCAUAUGGGAGCCGAAAAGAAGACGGAAAUGUCACCCAAACUCAGACUUGUCAAAGGAAGCCUUUCAAGAUUUUGUCUACAUGGCUGAACAUCACUAAUGUGACUGAAGAGGCUUUGGGGAUAUACCAGGUCAUGUGUAAGAUCUCCCAGUACAUAACGAAAGUCAACCUUACACUCUCGCUUGCGACCACAGAGGAACAUGUAGUCAAAGUCACGCACACAACCAUUGUGGCCGUGGUCGUGGUUACAACAAUGAUCAUCCUCCUUUCCCUAGUCGUGUUGUCAUGGAAACGCUAUGGCACUGACGUCAAACUUUGGUAUCAUGACCAUCGCGCCGCACUAGAAACAGAAGGUAUAAUUUCGAGAGAAAAAAUAGUAACUAUUGCCAGUCCCUCCAAAGAUAUAUAAUUUUCACUAUACUUUCGAACUUAAUGCUUGGUAUAUUUGCUUUCUAUCUCCUUUUUACAACUAAUUCAGAUCCGAACCGAUAAGCUUUCAGCUGAUGUGGAUCGAGCGCUAUACAGUGCGUCCCAUAAAAAACGGA
Strongylocentrotus purpuratus (purple sea urchin) is the source of this 1138-nucleotide messenger RNA. RefSeq lists its product as uncharacterized. The transcript has 5 exons. Bases 1 to 1002 code for a protein of 333 amino acids. Lineage: Eukaryota; Metazoa; Echinodermata; Echinoidea; Camarodonta; Strongylocentrotidae. The record is from RefSeq and is a predicted model, not a curated record.